Molecule: messenger RNA, 3517 nt
Organism: Peromyscus californicus insignis
Lineage: Eukaryota; Metazoa; Chordata; Mammalia; Rodentia; Cricetidae
Gene: Fbxl3
Product: F-box and leucine rich repeat protein 3
Exons: 5
Coding region: 393-1679 (428 amino acids)
Biological process (GO): SCF-dependent proteasomal ubiquitin-dependent protein catabolic process; G2/M transition of mitotic cell cycle; regulation of cell cycle
Cellular component (GO): SCF ubiquitin ligase complex; nucleus; cytosol
Molecular function (GO): protein binding
Source: RefSeq, a predicted model, not a curated record
GCCAAGCGCGCGCCCGCGAGCCCCGGGCGCCAUCUUGGGUUCUGAAGCUGGGCCGAGGCUUCCCGGACCGCUGCCGUUGGCCGCUGCUGCUCGCCCAGGGCGUCUCAGGCGGCGACGAGGAGGUGCCGAGGCGAAGGACGCAGCCUGCGCGGGACCGAGAAGGGAAGCUUCAGCACCCCCCCCCCCGUCCCCGGCCGGCCGGAGCCGCAAAGGUGGAGCCGCGUCGGCGCCCGCCGCGGGACCAGCGUCUCGGAUGCGGGCGGAGCGCGGGGGGCCGCGACGGCGGGAGCGCGGAGAGGAGGCCCCGGGAGGCCUCAUGUGAGAGCCGCCGCCGCCGCCGCCGCCCGCGCAGCCCGGGGUGGUGUGUGGGGGAAGCCGCCCCCGGCAGCAGGAUGAAGCGAGGGGGAAGAGAUAGUGACCUUGAUUCACCCGAAGAAGGCCCUGCAGAGGAACCUAAGAAACUGAGGACUGCACACGAGUGUUCUCAACCUUGUGACUGGGGCAACCUCCUGCAGGACAUUAUCCUCCAAGUGUUUAAGUAUUUGCCUCUUCUUGACCGGGCCCAUGCUUCACAAGUGUGCCGGAACUGGAAUCAGGUAUUUCACAUGCCUGACUUGUGGAGAUGCUUUGAAUUUGAACUGAAUCAGCCAGCUACAUCUUACUUGAAAGCUACACAUCCAGAGCUGAUCAAACAGAUUAUUAAAAGGCAUUCAAACCAUCUACAGUAUGUCAGCUUCAAGGUGGACAGCAGCAAAGAGUCAGCUGAAGCAGCUUGUGAUAUAUUAUCGCAGCUUGUGAACUGCUCUCUAAAAACACUUGGACUUAUUUCAACUGCCCGGCCAAGCUUUAUGGAUCUACCAAAGUCUCACUUUAUCUCUGCACUGACAGUUGUGUUUGUAAACUCCAAAUCCCUGUCCUCACUUAAGAUAGAUGACACCCCAGUAGAUGACCCGUCCCUUAAAGUGCUAGUGGCCAACAACAGUGACACACUCAAGCUGCUGAAAAUGAGCAGCUGUCCUCAUGUCUCUCCAGCAGGUAUUCUUUGUGUGGCUGACCAGUGUCAUGGCUUACGAGAACUGGCCCUGAACUACCAUUUGCUAAGUGAUGAGUUGUUGCUUGCACUGUCUUCUGAAAAGCACGUUCGCCUAGAACAUUUGCGCAUUGAUGUUGUCAGUGAGAACCCAGGACAGACGCAUUUUCAUACCAUUCAGAAGAGCAGCUGGGAUGCCUUCAUCAAACACUCGCCCAAAGUGAACUUAGUGAUGUAUUUUUUUUUAUACGAAGAAGAAUUUGACCCAUUCUUUCGUUAUGAAAUACCUGCCACUCAUCUUUACUUUGGGAGAUCAGUAAGCAAAGAUGUGCUUGGCCGUGUGGGCAUGACCUGCCCAAGACUAGUAGAACUGGUAGUCUGUGCCAAUGGGUUACGGCCCCUUGAUGAAGAGUUAAUUCGCAUUGCAGAACGUUGUAAAAAUUUGUCAGCUAUUGGGCUGGGGGAAUGUGAAGUCUCGUGUAGUGCCUUUGUUGAGUUUGUGAAGAUGUGUGGGGGCCGCCUCUCUCAGUUAUCCAUUAUGGAGGAAGUGUUAAUUCCUGACCAAAAGUAUAGUUUGGAGCAGAUUCACUGGGAAGUGUCUAAGCAUCUUGGCAGGGUCUGGUUUCCAGACAUGAUGCCUACUUGGUAAGGAUUGCAUGAUACAGGGCAUGGUGAAUAAACAGCACCUUAAUUUUAAGGAAAUGUACUAUAAUAAAAGUUUAUUUGCUCUAGUUCUGACGUAAUUUCUACUAUUUUGUGGCACAGAAAUUUGGUAUCUUUGAGCCUAUAAUGAAUGUUUGUUGGAAGACCUACAGUUUGGGUCAGGUAACUCCUUUUUGUAGCCUAAUCGCAAUCAAAUGUUUAAAAAUUAAAAGAAAAUGUUUCAUAUUUGAAAGUAAUAUCCAGUUCUGAAAAUGAGAUUGUUCAUAGUCUGAAGGAAACAAUCUGUAUAUUGUAAUAUCUAAGAAAUAUACUAAUAGGUUUUCUGAAAUGUUCUCUAUGCAUUUUUUUAAAAAAUGUAAACUUGACAUUUUAGGGUCUUCAGUUAUAAAUACACCUGUUAUAAGGUGUUUACUAUAGCUCAGGAAAGUGAGCAUUUUGUGAGAGAAAUGUAUGAUAUAGCUCAUAAGAAGUUGGUUGAAUGUUUUCAGAUGUUAUGAAGCUGUUUUGAAAAUUAAGAUAUAAAUAUCAGAGUUCUUAGAACACUGAUAAAUGUUGCAGUGGUUAUUAAGGAUGGCACACAGCCAGGAUCAACUAAAUGAACCAGUGGAAUAGAAGAGAGGUAGUAUUUAGCUUUGUAUGAACCUUAGGUUUUCUGUGUAAUAUGCUAAACCAUGUGAGUUCUUUUCUGUUAUAUUACUAAUGUUUGUGGUGCCUGAGGCAUUGUAUGUAAAGGAAUGCUUUAAUCUCCUUUUUUAAAAAUCUUUGUUUAAACUAGUUUUAACUAUUAACACAAUUUAAAUGAAAAUCCUACUUAAAAACCAAAUUGAAAUAAUUAAAAGUAGAACUUUAUAAAUUGUUUAUGAACAGUUUUCAUGAAAGAAUAUUAAUUUACAGUGAAUUUUAGUGAUAGCUUAUGCUUUAAUUUUGGAAUUACAUAGCUACAAUAAAUACAAUGUUAAAAUCAAAAGGAGUAUCUGUACAGUUCAGAAACACUAAAUUUAAAAGAAUAUAUAUAUAUAUAUAAAAGUUCAUAAUUUUUGAGUAAAUAUUACUCAGUGAACUGGAACAUUUUAAUAGAAAAAUAUCUGCAGUAUUGUGAUUGUUAAUUUGGUUGAAACUGGUAUUUUAUAUUAUUUAAGUUAUGUAGCUUUUCAUAUUACUUUCAUAUGAGUAAAGGUAAAUUCUAGACUUGGUAGAGUGUAAAAAGUACUAAGUUUUGGUUAUAUAUAGUUUUUUUUCAGAUACUGUAUGAGCUUGGAUUAUGGGCACAUGUCUCCUGAGAGAAGUGAGAAGUGACUUACCUCAGCAGAGUACUGCAGUGCCUGAAAUGGUUCUCUUGAGUAGUGUGACUUCUAGAAAGUACCCUGAUAGUUGUGGAAGCUAACAGUCUUAAAAACAGAUGAACUUCCUGAGAAUAAAACAGAAUGUGGCUUUCUAUACAAUUUAUGCUUUUCAAAAGUGAUGGUAUUCUUUCAGGCACAUAUAGAUGAAAAGAAAAAGACUGACCAGAGCGCAACAUUAAAAGCAACUAUUAGAACAUUUCCCUCUUACUAAAUAGUAAGAAACUGGCUAUACAGGAAAUACUUGUGCUAGAUGUUUUUUUAUUUUACUUUAUUUUUAACAACUUUGGAAAAUGGAUUUGACAGUGUAUAAUCAGUUUUACUAACCAAAGCUUUAUUUGAAAAUGUACUUUUUGUACAAAUUGAAUUACAUGCUUGAAUACUUUAAGUCACUUUAUAAGCAAAAUGCAUAGCACUUAAUUUGUUUAUACUGUAAAAUACAUGUUAAAGGUUUUAUCAAUCUGAGAAUAAAGAUAGUUACUAA